This is a messenger RNA of Alternaria novae-zelandiae, 963 nucleotides long. RefSeq lists its product as uncharacterized. The coding region runs from base 1 to 963 and encodes 320 amino acids. Gene Ontology annotation, cellular component: mitochondrial inner membrane; mitochondrion. The transcript is spliced from 2 exons. The record is from RefSeq and is a predicted model, not a curated record. Gene Ontology annotation, biological process: glycine import into mitochondrion. Gene Ontology annotation, molecular function: glycine transmembrane transporter activity. NCBI's taxonomy places the organism in Eukaryota, Fungi, Ascomycota, Dothideomycetes, Pleosporales, Pleosporaceae.
AUGUCAGAUGGCGCCCGCGGAAAGCGCUCGUCGUCCUACUUCCACUUCUUCGCCGGCCUAAACUCAGGCAUCCUGUCUGCCGUCCUUCUCCAACCCGCCGACCUCCUCAAAACCCGCGUCCAACAAUCCCGCUCGAGCACACUCCUCGGUACCAUCCAGUCGAUAGCCAGCGGGCCGAACCCGAUACGUCAGUUCUGGAGGGGCACAUUACCAAGUACCCUGCGCACAGGGUUUGGCUCUGCCAUAUACUUUUCAAGUCUCAACGCGUUACGGCAUAGAGCGAGUCUGGUCGCGGCGGGCAGCAGCGAUGCGGCAGUCAAAAGCGCGGAGCACUCGAGCUCUCUGCCCAAACUGAGCAACACCGCGAAUCUGGCAACGGGAGCCUUUGCGCGGACAUGGGCGGGCUUCAUCAUGAUGCCGAUAACCGUUCUGAAGGUGCGGUAUGAGAGUAGCUUGUACUCGUACAAUUCGCUCUUCACCGCAUCUCGAGACAUCUUCCGAACAGAAGGACUCAAAGGCUUCUUCGCUGGUUUCGGCGCAACAGCAGUACGCGAUGCCCCCUACGCGGGGCUCUACGUCCUCUUCUACGAGCAGUCGAAACGGAAGCUAUCUAGUCUCGCAACCAAGAUUGAAGAGACGUCCGGCACCGCCACCAAGCUGUCUACCAGCACAUCCGCGGGAAUAAACUUCAUCUCGGGUGUUGCUGCAGCGGGGCUGGGGACGACUAUUACGAAUCCCUUCGAUGCUAUCAAGACGCGCAUACAGCUUAUGCCUCAUAAGUACGGCAAUAUGGUACAGGCGAGCAAGAAAAUGCUUGCGGAGGAAGGCAUGCGCAGCAUGUUUGAUGGACUUGGUAUUAGGAUCGCGAGGAAGGCAAUGAGCAGUGCGCUUGCCUGGACAGUCUACGAAGAGCUGAUUCGACGAGCGGAGACUUUGAAGGAAGUCGUCGAGGAGAAGAUAUAA